AUGGAAUACAAAAAAAUUCCUGUCAAAAAACUGAAAAUCGGUGACUUACUGGAGUCUUACUUACCCACAUUACCGGGAUCAUUCUUCAAACUGAACGACGAGGAUGCUUUGCAAAGCUUUCGCGAGGAGUGUUUGUCAACUAUUUCUGCCGCCAUGACUAACCAGUUGGAAAAAGAUUGCAGGUUCGAUUUUAGUACUUUCAACUUGAAAUCUCAGUUUAGACAACCUUUCGUCUGGCUCGGUGAUUGCAGCGACGCACUAGACGACCCAACGCUGCACAUCGCCGCAGAAAAAUUAUAUACCUCUUCUUAUUUCUUCAUUGAGGGUACUUUCUAUGAUGAUUUGCGUUACUCGCAAAAUAAAUCACUAAGACCUUUUUCACAGAAGACCAUGGAGACAACACAUUUGCGCGACUUGCGUAUAUACAUUGGCAAACCAUAUUUCUACGUUCACCAGGGGAACUGUGAACAUCCGUUCGUCUUUUUGGACCCGGUCUUAAUUUGUCAUUUUUGUACUACUUGUCAUGGGGUUGCACCUUCAAGCUACAUUGAACAACGAGGUACUCGUUGA
Messenger RNA from Echinostoma caproni, 570 nucleotides. NCBI's taxonomy places the organism in Eukaryota, Metazoa, Platyhelminthes, Trematoda, Plagiorchiida, Echinostomatidae. The record is from the annotation of a GenBank genome assembly.